Metschnikowia bicuspidata var. bicuspidata NRRL YB-4993 is the source of this 1766-nucleotide messenger RNA. RefSeq lists its product as uncharacterized. Bases 41 to 1657 code for a protein of 538 amino acids. Lineage: Eukaryota; Fungi; Ascomycota; Pichiomycetes; Serinales; Metschnikowiaceae. The record is from RefSeq and is a predicted model, not a curated record. The transcript has a single exon.
CGAUCAUUGUCACAACUUUCACAUUCAUUUCUGCAUCAUCAUGAGUAUAUGUGUUCCAGUCAAUAAUGGUCUGAUACUACGAUCUUUAUUUCGUGACGUUAUACGCGGCUUAAGGAAAAUCAGCGAUCAGGCACCCAUACUCAUAGCCAGAACAGACUACUCUACAGAGCUCAAAAACGAAAUUGAAAAGGCAUCCAUCGACAAAUUGCAGUAUCGAGAUUAUUUACUCUCUGAAAUCAGACAUACUGCUCUACAAAAGUUUUCUGCUGAACCAAAAGACGUCAAGGAUCAUGUCUUUUACAGCCAGCUCUGGCAAGGUCACCACCUUGCAACGACAUUGAGAGCAAUUCAAAGCGAUCCCAAUAAUGCAGCAUUAUGGGUAGACCUCAUAGACAUUGUUGUUACAGAAAGAACAGCACAGCUACGAAGGAGUAAUUGGAUUCUCGAUUAUAAAUCACAUAAAGAAGUGAUCGACGAGCAUCAUUUGAAAGAAAUGCACCCACUACAAGCGAAACGUGUCUUGUCCAAAAAGAAGAAGAUGACUUCAAUAAUUAGUCCUAGUACUGAUAAAGGUUAUAAGUUACUUCUUAAAAAUAGAGAGGAUAAUGCGGCAUGGGUUGUGCGGAACUACUUGAAAAGGUUGCAGUUGCAGGGUAAAAUACCAAAUCCGUUCAAAUUGCCUCAUGUUUCUGACAGUAUACGUCAGCAAGCACUCCAGCUUCCCAGAGUGUCUGAUCUUAUUCCAGGGUCAACAAAAUCAGCUGUGUUGAAAGCAGCUUAUGACAUGGAUCACAUCAACACCAUAAUCAAACCUGAAAUAGAGUACCUGUUGAACAAGAGACACUAUCUUGAAAAGUACCAAAGAAUUGUCAACAAAGAUGGGCCAGUGAAAGUUAAAAUAAUAAGCACACUGGCGGGUAUAAUGCAAGCUCAUUUCUUAAGGGCGCCAGUCAAGGACGAAAAGCGCAUGAAGCAGCUAGCUAUCGACGUGAAAAAACUGACUAGAGUCAUACGCAAGCAGUUCAUCUGGAAACUCGACUCUUCUCAAGCAGAGGGGAUCUGUGAGCGAAAGUUUGGCGAUGGAUAUGCUGUUAGAGGCUCAAAGGGGUUUUCCAUUGAUGAGAUCAUGUAUCCCAAAAGGUAUUAUGAAGAGAUUGUGCUGGAAGAAGCUGAGUGGGAAUUCUUGAUCAAAGUUGAAGAAUUGAAGAUGGUCUAUGGAUCAAGCGCACUUAACGAUGCAAAGUUUUCCAACAAGUUGAGAGAAGUUCGUCAGCAAAUAAUCCAAGGUUGGCACGAGCCUUUGGACACGGCCUCUAGGGAAAUCGACGAUGAAGUCAAACUGUAUUUUACCAAGUACAAGAUCACUGAGAACAGUUCUAUCUGGGAAAGGAGGGCUGCAUUGCAAGCACGCAUGAACCUUAAUUUCGAGAAAACAUCAAAAAAGCUCGGCAAUUUGAUUGGUCUUUUGGAAAGAGAUAAAGUUUGUGCACAUUCUGACUUAUUUCACCGAAGCCAUCAUACCAGUUUCAACUAUGGCGAGAUUCCUGAGAAAGAUAGAAUUGGAACAGGAAAAUCAUUGGGUGAUUACCUCAAAGAAGCAGGCCUUUCAGGUUACAAAAUGGGCUAUGAAUUCAAAAAGCGACUCAAUAUAGCCUAAGUGUGCAGUGCGUCUAUAUCUGAAGUCUCUGCUCACUGCCAAUGAAGAGUUAUAGAAUGCGGCUAUCUACAUAUGUCAAAAAUAGUGAAGAAUCGUCAAAGUUGGGUUU